Cokeromyces recurvatus is the source of this 264-nucleotide messenger RNA. Its product is annotated as ubiquitin-like protein Atg12. The transcript is spliced from 3 exons. Gene Ontology annotation, biological process: autophagy of mitochondrion; nucleophagy; C-terminal protein lipidation. Lineage: Eukaryota; Fungi; Mucoromycota; Mucoromycetes; Mucorales; Mucoraceae. The record is from RefSeq and is a predicted model, not a curated record. The annotation marks the transcript as partial. Gene Ontology annotation, cellular component: cytoplasm; phagophore assembly site membrane; Atg12-Atg5-Atg16 complex.
CAAGUCAUUGUUAUAUUUCGAGCCAUUGGCAAUGCACCUAUUUUAAAACAAAAAGUAUUCAAGUUAACAGCUUCAAAUAAAUUUCAGACAGUAAUACAAUUUCUUCGAAAAGAGCUUCGAUAUCAAGGCUCUGAUCCUUUAUUUUUAUAUAUUAAUAGCGCCUUUUCACCUUCGCCAGAUGAAACGAUAGCUAAUCUCCAUAAGUGCUUCAACACAGAUGGUCAUUUAAUAAUAAAUUAUUGCACAACUGCAGCUUGGGGUUAG